Stegodyphus dumicola is the source of this 255-nucleotide messenger RNA. Its product is annotated as fasciculation and elongation protein zeta-2-like. Gene Ontology annotation, cellular component: axon; cytoplasm. The record is from RefSeq and is a predicted model, not a curated record. NCBI's taxonomy places the organism in Eukaryota, Metazoa, Arthropoda, Arachnida, Araneae, Eresidae.
AUGUGGUGGACCUUGACAGGAAAUUUCGGUAAUAUGCUGCCCAUCGAUUGGUCGAAAUCUUAUGCACGCAAACUACAAAUAAACUGCCUUAAUUUAAAUGACAAAAUAGAUCAAGACUCUGGAGAUGAAUUAGACAUCUCUGAUGACGAAAUGGCCAAAGAUCUGGAUCUUCAUUCUUUAAUCAUAUCCAGUCUUCAGCAAGAACCUAUGUUUACGGCGGAACAGGUUUUGGAAGAGAUAGAAGAAAUAAUGCAA